AUGCCAAAAUUAAACGACAAAUCUGAUGACGAAGGCCUUUCUGAUGUCGUUGACCUCAAUACCGGACUUUCUGCCUCACUGGAUGUUCUGUCUCGUGCUUUGGAAAAAUUGUCAACAGGCUCGUGUUCGUCAGUCUGCAUGCAUGCAAUCUCUCCUCCGGAACAUUACACUCCCGGGAUGACGUACUCCAGAUGGGAGAAGAAAGUCCAGCAUUACCUCCGUCAGCUCUCAGUCAACCAACAUUUAGGCGCGCUCGCCGGCCUGUUGUCAGCGGAUGCUUUUGAUAUUGUUGCUGCUAGUAACAUUCUGGAGACGUUCUCUGCCUUGCGCCGCCUACUGGAUUCUCCUGCUUUACCUGCACCCCUGCGAAGAGAAUUCCACUCCCGAUACGUGCGCGAACUUCGAAAGAUGGCCGACCUCGCAUACGAGCGCGCGUCAUCAGGAGAGCGUGAUAAACGAAUACUAGAAAAACUUCUAGAGGGAAUCCCAACAUCAUCCAUUAAACGUGAAUUCCUUCCUCACUCCCCCCCGAGGAGUUGGAUGCAGCCUUACGGAUUGGCGAACAACUGGAGCAGGUCGACAGAGCAAUAG
Messenger RNA from Dicrocoelium dendriticum, 591 nucleotides. NCBI's taxonomy places the organism in Eukaryota, Metazoa, Platyhelminthes, Trematoda, Plagiorchiida, Dicrocoeliidae. The record is from the annotation of a GenBank genome assembly.